UGUGUUCUGAGCAGUGGAGUAUCUCUGGGCUGAGAAGUAGAUGAAGUCCAUUGCACUUCCAGAAAUGUUCAGUGAAGCUGUGGAAUAUUUAGCAGUAAUGUUCACUGCUGCUAUUUGAUACAGUCAUACAAAUGGGAAGAAGUAUCUGCAAGGUGUCACUAAAGCUGCCUCAAAAUAAUUAUUUUCAUUUUCUCUGAGUUGGUUUCAUGCAUUCAGAUGUUGAAUGCUUUGACCAUAUCAGAUGUCACGAGGUCAAUAAAAGAUUUCUUGGAAGCCUUGGCAAAUCUGGCACUCCAGAUAUCUUGGAAGGGGUUAAUGUCAUGGCAAUAAAUAGGAUGUGUUGCUGUGUUGGCUUGGGUUAAUUAAAGCAUCAGGCUUCAAUUCCUGGGUUCCACUGUGGGUUCACACUAGUUUGUUAGAAACCGUUUUUGACACAUUUGCAUUGUAAUCUUCCAGAAAAUGGUUUAUGCAAUAUGUUGGUGUUAGUUUGUCUGAAUGUGGUAUCUGGCUAUUAUUUUCACGAUUAUUCAAAAGGGCAAUGGCAUAUCUUGUGAUCCAGAAUAAGUCUGUAUAUAAUGUCAAUAUAUUUAUAAAGCAAGAAAAAAAAAAUAACAGACUGUUGACCAAUGUGCUGUACAAUAAUCUAAUAAGCAUAAGACAUCAAAAUAAAUUCAAAAAAUGGAUAAGACAGAAAAGGAGAUACAGCAGAAUAAAUGUGAAUAACACAAAUAAAUAUAAAGUAAAACCUAAUAAAGUAGGUUGUCUAAAUCUGGUGCCACACUAGCCGAUUUUUCCAGUGAUUUUCAGGUGUGCGCUUCAUUAACAUAAUCGCCAGCCUGGCGGAGGGAGACAAAGCUGGCAUUAGCGUAUGCCAGUGGGAGGUCAUUAAUCACUUGACCGUCGACACUCCCUGCUCAGCUAAUGGCUUCAAAAACUGAAUAAGCACAUCAGGCUUGCUUGAAAAAUCAUCCUGUCGCCUGGGCGGGCUCUUGUGUUCUCUUCAAGUGACCAAUGAGCUGCUGCUUUUACUGAAGAACUGACAAAACAUCAAGCUGAUCUGAAUGUUUUCAUCGCACUCAGCUGCAUAUCAUCACAAACACAAUAAUAAUCCAUUGUGAUUCUGCAACCAAGCGUUUUUCCCUGCGUUUUUUCUCAUACACUAAAAUGACUAAAUGAAAUCAGAAAGAGGAGGCACAACAGUCUGUUUUUAUUGAACAUAAUUUUUUCCCUCACUGAAAGCUGCAUAUGGACAUAUGCGUUCUACGUCAAGCCUUGAGGGGAUAAAUACACAAUCACACACUUUACAAGGUAAAGUUACUCCAUGAAUCGCUUCCUAAAUCACUGUAUUACACUUGUUUAUGGUCAUGUGGUACUGCUGUUGUUAUUUCGGCAAGCUACACAUGACAGGGAAUCAGAGGGAGAGAGAGUUGCAGUGAGUUGGUAUGUUUGUCACCCCUCCACCAUUCUUAAUCGGCCAGUGUGUGAUACCUCUGACUGAAAAGUGAGAUGUUUGGAGUCUGAUAGUUUGGCAUAAUUAUAUUGGUGUAAAAGAUUUUUUUUUUUUCUUGGGAGUUUUGAUUGUGUAGAACAUGUAGAACCAUAUAGCUUGACUUGCUGCAUCCAUUGUGUAGUGUAGAAUCCAUAAAUCUAGUCUGAAAUCAUGUUGGUUGGUUUGGUUGUUGGUGUUUUGAGAAUGUUCAUAGUUUUUUUGAAGAAACGGCACCGUUCUUUAAAUGUAUGGUUGGAGGGAGUGCUGUGUGCAAUCUGCCUGUUUUUGAAGAAAGGGGGAAGUGGAAGACUUACGAUUGGAUUGGUUCAGCAGACCAUGUGAUCAGAAUUGCGGAAACAGAGGGAGAGGAGAGAAGGAGGGGGCACUGCAGAAGCGACAGGAUGACCAAGGAGAACAGACAGCAGAUAUUCUAAUUUUGAGAGAGGAAGAAACACAGUAAUGGAGAACGGACAGGAGAUCCUGACGCUUGUUGAUGGGGGAAUGUUUAUGAGACGGAGAGGCAGGAGGAGGAAGAGGGACGAAGAUGUGACACUGAAGAUUAAAAAAGUCAGAUUGGUUUUGAGCGACGAGGGGCUGGAUAAACCACAUCAAGGGGGGGCACCACGAGAGCGGUCUGGCACACGGCGACGUUAUCAAGACGAUGGCAUUUCCGACGAUGAGAUCGAGGGAAAGAGGACGUUCGAUCUGGAGGAGAAGCUGCAAUGCAGCCGCUUCAGCUCUGACAGAGUUAAACGCAUGGAGGGCAAAGACUUUACGUUUGAGUACAUCCAGAGAGGGGGGCUCAGGGAUCCCAUCAUCUUUGAGAGACCUGAUGGGCUUGGCAUUAACAUGCCGGAUCCAGACUUCAGUGUGAAUGAUGUAAAAACGUUCGUUGGAAGUCGGCGGAUGAUAGAUGUGAUGGAUGUGGCUACUCAGAAGGGGACGGAGAUGUCAAUGGCCCAGUGGAGGCGGUACUAUGAGACUCCUCCCUCUCAGCGAGAGAAGCUUUUCAAUGUUAUCAGCCUUGAAUUUAGCCACACUAAACUAGAGAGCCUGGUCAAAAGACCUACCACGGUGGACAUGAUUGACUGGGUGGACAACAUGUGGCCACGACACUUAAAGGAAAGGCAAAGAGAUUCCACAAACUCUAUCAUGGAGAUGCAAUACCCCAAAGUGCAGAAGUACUGCCUAAUGAGUGUGCAGGGCUGUUACACAGAUUUCCACAUAGACUUUGGAGGUACGUCUGUGUGGUACCACAUACUGCAGGGAUGCAAGGUGUUUUGGUUAAUCCCACCUACGCCGCAAAACCUGGAGCUUUAUGAGAACUGGGUGUUGUCAGGUAAACAAGGAGACAUCUUCCUUGGUGAUAAGGCCACUGACUGCCAGAGGAUUAAGCUCAAGCAGGGCUACACGUUCAUUAUACCAUCAGGUUGGAUUCAUGCGGUUUACACACCUGUGGACACUCUUGUGUUUGGUGGGAAUUUCCUGCAUAGUUUUAACAUCCCCAUGCAGCUGCAUGUAUCCAGCAUUGAGGACAGGACACGGGUGCCAGCUAAAUUCCGUUACCCGUUCUAUUAUGAGAUGGGCUGGUACGUAUUGGAGCGUUAUCUGUACAGCCUGACCAACACCUCCCACCUCAUCCCUGAGUUCCAGAAGUACUCUCUGGGCAUUGGCUUUAAGCGGGAAAGCUCAGGCGGUGAGGUACUAAAUGGCCACGCUAAAGAGGAGAGAGAUGACGAUGCUCUCUGUUCUCCCAGUGGGCCAGGAGUAAAAGUUCACCUGACUCCUCUUGAACUGGAGGGGCUGUGGAAUCUGGUGGGGAAGCUGGAGUCUCUGCCGGCACAUAAGAAAUGUGUGCCUUCAGGAAUACACAAUGCUGCUGCCCUGCUGCAUGACAUACGGGCAUUAUUGAAGGAGCAUGCCAAUGACAUCCCCAUACUCUCCUAUACUGGAAAACCUAUUGUCAGAUGGCCGAAGAGGCCACCCUGGUACCAACCCCCUCCUCCGCCUCCACCCGUUAUUCGUCCCAAACUGGCAACCACGCCCGUCGUUCCACGUCCAGUGAAACCAGCCUCCAAUAUGUCGGUCCUGCGACGACGGCGUGUGCGCUGUAAGCGCUGUGAGGCCUGUCUGCGCACUGAGUGUGGUGACUGCAACUUCUGCAGAGACAUGAAGAAGUUUGGUGGUCCGGGCAAACUCAAACAGACCUGUGUUCUCCGACAGUGUCUCGCUCCUGGUUUGCCGCUGUCUGCUGUAUGUGAGAUCUGUGGGGAGGGUAUCCAGGAGACUGGAGAAGAGCUCAUGGAGUGCUCCAACUGUGCUCAGAUAGCACAUCCGAGCUGUUUGAAGGCGUCAGGUGAGGGAGUGGUGAACAAAGACCUGCCGAGCUGCUGGGAGUGUCCCAAAUGUGUUUUUGGCAAAGACACAGAAUCUGAGUCAUCGGGCAGCGGUGAUGACAUCACUGCACAGGAUGGGUCAGGGGGGCGAGGGGGCGAGGGCGGGGCAUGGCACGGGGUCGGGCGGCCCCCCUCUUCUCUCUCCCACAGGUCGCUCCAGAAACGGGCAGCAGCCCCUGAGCAGCUGUUCAGGAAGAGGAUAAAAUUGGAAGGAGGGAAAACACACAAACGCAAGUCCUCUCUUGAUCAUCGAGUGGCAAAGAUCUAUCGGCGGCAUGGAAUGGAGCAUGACGAUGUUUCAGGCAGUGACGAUGAGGAUGAAGAUAGCGGGAAGAAGUCAACCCACUCAAGGGUUGGCGUUUCUUCAUCCCGCCGAGGCUGUGGAGCUGGUAGGCGAGGUAUUUGGAGAGGCUCCAUGCGUCGAGGGGUCCGAGGGGGAGGCAGCUUGGCAACAAGUUCACUGAAAAUGAGACGGGGACUUGGGGCAAGGGCCGAGAGAGGGGGUCGGGUUAGAUUAAGAGGAGGAUCUCAAAUGAAACGACAACGCUAUGAAACGGAUGAUGACGAUGAUGAUGAGGAGGAGGAUGAGGAAGAUGAGGAGGAGGAUGAGGAUGACAGUGAUGAGGAGAGGCAUCUGGGCCGGUCAGAUAAGGAGCAUCGUUCACGAAGACAGAGACGUAGAGGUGAGCACUACGAUGAUGACGACGAUGAGGAUGAAGAUGAUGACGAAGACAGCGAGGAACAGGACUUGGAUGGGGAGGACGAGGAGAUGGAAGACUUGGAUGAUGGUGUGGAGGAAGAUGAUGAUGGGGAGAACCAGUCAGACUCAGAUCCCGACCCCCCUGUCUUACUUGUCUCAGACUUGAAUGAUGACCUUCUCAAUGACUCCUACCUGACUGUGACUCUCCAGCGCCCCCCAAAGGCCAAACGUGAACCUGGCUCCAUUGUACCCAAGCUGGAGGCUGCUGUGUCUACCCGCACUCCCAGCGCUCCUGGCUUCAUCCAGCGCAAGUCGCUGCCCAGGACCAGACUCAGGAACAGCAGCAACUCGACACCUGCUGGUAAUGGCCUCUCUCAGUCUAAAGGUCGCUCCUUGAGACGGAACUCCAACCAUGUUGGUCGCGAGAGAGAGACGGCAUCACCUUCCUCAGUAUCUUCUCGUUCAUCGGUUUCUCCACCUCCUCCUCCCUCCAUCACCACUUGCUCUCCUCCCUCCCUCCUCUCUCUUCCCUCAUUCCGUGAUGUAGGGAAUGAACAAGGCUGUGAAAAGGAUGUUUGGGUGUCGGUGUUCCGGUACUUGAGUCGGUCAGACUUGGCUGUGUGUAUGAGAGUCUGCAAAGCUUGGUACAAGUGGUGUUGUGAUAAACGCUUGUGGACACGAAUAGAUUUGAGCCGUUGUCGGUCACUAAGCGCUCAGGCUGUAUCAGCCAUCAUUAAACGACAACCAGUGGCACUCGACCUCUCCUGGACACCUGUAUCAAAGAAACAGAUCGCCUGGCUCAUCCAUCACCUCCCAAGUCUUAAAGAUCUUUCAAUGUCUGGUUGCUCUUCAUUAUGCGUGUCUGCGUUAAGUUCGCAAAGUUGUCCAGGUUUGCGAACGCUUGACCUUUGUUGGGCUGUGGGCGUCAAAGAUUCACAAAUAAAAGACCUCGUCAUGCUGCCAGGCAGUGAAAGUCGCUGUCGGCUGAGAGGUUUGCUCACCUUACGCUUGUCUGGUUUGGAUCUAAGUGACUCCACCCUGAAGUUGAUCGUCAGACAUAUGCCUUCACUGCGGCGCUUAGAUUUGUCCCACUGCCAGGGGAUCACAGACCAGUCCGUUAACCUGCUCACGGCCUCCGGCUGCAACACUCGCAACACACUCCGACAACUCAAUCUUGCAGGUUGUAAUAAGUUGACGGAUGCUUGUCUAUCCUAUAUGAAGCGAUUAUCAGCCCUUACUUUGUUGGAUCUGCGGGGCUGUAAGAAUGUGACUCGACAUGGCUGUGAAAACUUCAUCUCUGACCUGUCUUACUGCACUGUCUUUUGUCUGACUGAAGACAGACUUAUUCAGAGAAUAUCAUAAUGGGCACACAUACACGCAUACAGUCUCCGCACAGCUCUGCUAAGUGAGCUAACAAGUGCUGCAUCCCACUGAAUACAGGCUGAUCUAGCCUGAAUAGGAGGAUGAGGCUGAAGAAAAGAAAAAGACAGAUGGAAGGAUGUGAGUGUUGUUCUAUGAGGGUGAAAACAGGCUGACAAGGGAGAGUUAUGUUCUUCUCUGCUGUGUCUUUAUCAUGAGAUACAAGUGGAGGAUUUUAAUCCCUCAUCCCAUGAGACAGAUCAAGAAACAUCCAGUGUGUGGCUUUAUUUCUUCGCUGAGCAUUCAGCCUUAUCCAAAGUGACUUCUUCAGAAGACUUCAAGGCUUAUGUGGAUGAGUUUGAAACUAAACUUAAAAAUUCACACCAAGUUGAAUUUGAUAAAUGCGGACUGGAAGAUUCGGUCAGAAAUUGUGGCUUCUGAAAUUUUACUAUUUUAGAGUUUGUGUCAAUCAAUUGAAAAGCAGCAUUAUGAUUGAGGAAGAAAAUAAUGCACAUGCUUCUAGUUCUUAUAUGCCACAACAUGUUGAACAAAGAAUGUAGUGGCAAGCACUUUCUAUGUGCCAUUAAAAAUUUGAAUCAUUCAGCCACCUGAUCCAGAUGGUCUCAUUCACUCACACUUUCUUAAUGUCUGAACACAAAUCUUGGUAGUUCAACCUUUUUUGAAGGUUUUGCUGCCUGUAUUUUUGUGGACACUACUUAUUACACCACAAUAUCGGGUUUUACACAAUACUUCCAAAUUAAAAUCAUUCACUCCUUUGUCUCAUUGUUUGUACCUUUGCUUGCUGUCAUCCCACAUUGCCCAUUUAUCUGCAUUCUCCUGGGCUGUUUAAACUUAGAAAGGGUUGUUCACAGUUAGGCUAAAUUGUUUAUUUACCACUGGAAGCAACACAAUAGCAAUUAUUUCUUAAGAAUUUUAGAAAACAACAUUGUUCAUUUUUUCUUUUCUUUUUUUCAUGAAAAAAAAAUGUUUGACUUUGCUUGUGCCUAUGUUGUUAUUAUUACUGAAGUUGCCUUCAUAUUAUACAUGACUGCAUCUGAGCAUGUUCAUUUUUGGGUUUAUUGUGCCACCUGGGACAGACAUAAUUUUCACUGAUGCGUAAUGUUUCACAGAUAGUUUACCAUGCAUGAUAAAAUGCUUUCAAUAUAAAUUAGAGCCACGGUAACUCAAAUGAAAUUUCUAUGAAUACUUCAAUUUAUAGUGGUUGACUGAUGUUUUUGACAGAUACAGAUAUCUAGAGAGCAGGGUGGCUGAAGUGAUGCAGAUAUCUAGACCUAUAUCAUAUAAUUUAAUGAUAGCAAAUAAGCUGUACACUUCUACAAUGUAACACUUUUUUUUUUUUAAGCUCAAUGAUUAAAUGUCAAUAAUAUGAAAAUGGCCAAAUAUUGGAGACUUGUGUCUCUGUAGAGCAAAAAUAGGCGUUUUCCAAUCAGUGGGUGUUUUCAAACCAGAUUUUUAGAGAUUUUAUUGGAUACUAGUUCAACUCACUUUACUUAUAUAGCACAUUUAAAACAACAGAGUUGACCAAAGUGCUUCACAAUUUAAAAGGAAUAUAUAAAGAGCAAAUUGACAAACAUUACCAAGACACACACUCGAAACAAGUUUAUACAAUACUAGCUCAGAAGCAUAUCCUGGUUUGGAAACACCCACUGAUUACUAAACUGAGAUUCCCUACUUUCACUGUAUAAUUGAAAAUGCCCUCAGGAUGAGAAACGGCCAUUAUUUUUCCGCAGAGACCUAUACUUGAUAUUAUUAAUAUCAAUUUAAUUUGCCUGUCUGAUGUACAUUCUCAGUUCUCAAAUAGUUGGGACAGUAUGGAAAAUGCUAAUAAAAACGAAAAGGAGUGAUUUGUAAA
Messenger RNA from Myxocyprinus asiaticus (Chinese sucker), 7817 nucleotides. RefSeq names its product lysine-specific demethylase 2A-like. Bases 1949 to 5947 code for a protein of 1332 amino acids. Gene Ontology annotation, biological process: protein demethylation; regulation of transcription by RNA polymerase II. Gene Ontology annotation, molecular function: zinc ion binding; histone demethylase activity; transcription coregulator activity. The record is from RefSeq and is a predicted model, not a curated record. Lineage: Eukaryota; Metazoa; Chordata; Actinopteri; Cypriniformes; Catostomidae. The transcript is spliced from 24 exons.